AUGGAUCCAAUCUCCAUAACCGGAUUGAUCAUAGAAGUUAGCAAUGUGCUAUCCUGUGUGAUCAAAUAUACGAAAGCUGUCCAGGGCUCCAAAGACGAUAUGCGCAAGCUAAGCGAGGAACUCUUCGCUCUCAAAGGUAUUCUAGAACAUCUUUCCACAGGUAUAGGCGACAAUACGCCCACAUCUGAAAAGGAGACCGAGUCUGAGUCAUCGGGUCCAUUCGAUCGAGACGUAAUGGCACGAGUGCUAUUCACGACGAACGAAUUUCUCCAAACUCUACUUCAAGAGCUAGAAGAGCCGGCGACGAAAUUCAAAAAGUUGAAGCAGAAACUAGAAUGGCCGUUCACGCAGGAUCAAGUCAAUGCUCAUCUUGUUCGUCUUGAGAGGGUGAAGUCAUGGUUGAUCUUGGUCAUCACGGCGGAUACAGCUGCGGCGGAGAAAGAUCUACAUCAAGAGAUUACGAGCUUGUCUAAGAAUUUGAAGGAAGAUCUGCGCAUUCGUGAGCAGGAGAGAGUUCAGAAGGAUAACGAGGCGCUUUUCAAGUGGAUUGCACCGGUUAGUCCGGCUGAUUCUCACCUCCGAGCAUCUAAUGGACGGCGCAUUGGAACGGGACGAUGGUUCACCAAGUCUUAUUUGAAAGCAUGGCUUCGAGACCCAUUGGAUGAUAAAAGGAUUCUUUUCCUUGUUGGUAAAUCUGGAACAGGAAAAACCACACUUUUUGCGCAAAUUGUUGGUGAGUUGACAAACAUGGCCCAGCAUGAUCCGAAUUUAUGCUUUGCCUAUUUCUACUGCACAAUCAGCAAUACGGCCUCUCAGGCUGCUGUCAAUAUCCUAGGCUCCCUGGUGGCACAGCUUGCUAGAUCAAACCCGGGGAUACUGGAGGAUAUUCGAUCACUUUACGACAAGAUUCCCAAGACUCAAACGCACAGUCAGCCUGUUAAUUUCUCGGCCCUUGAAGAUGCGAUCAUCAGACACUCAAAUGGAAAGUCUCGGAUCGUCAUUCUUGUUGAUGCUCCCAAUGAAAGCUCCGAGAUGGAGUAUAUCGAAAGGUCUUUAUUAUAUAUGGCGAGGCUGUCUCUAAACAUUCGCAUCCUUGUGACAACAACGUCCACGAGAGCUUCCUCCAAAGAAGCCAACUUUUUGAAUAUCAGAGCUGAGACGAUGGAAGAGGACAUCAAGACCUUCAUCCAAUACCGCCUGGAGCACGAUACCACGCUACGGAAUUUAACGCCCAAAUUGCAGGCUGAGAUUGCAGAGACCUUGUUCAAGGAUGCAGAUGGAUCAUUCCGAUGGGUUCAACUCUCCCUGGACAAUCUCUGUUCCCAGAGAACCGCCAAAGCAAUGCGAGCAUCCCUCUCUAAUCUCCCCGGAACCUUGAGGGAAAUGUAUGCAAGUACGCUAGAACGUGUCAGCCCCGAAGAUGAACCCUUCGUCUACGAGGCCCUCUUCUGGCUUAGCUUUGCAAAGCGGCCGCUGACACUGAGAGGUCUGAACGAAGUUGUCGUUCUCGAUGAGACUUGCACAACUCUGGACGGGGACAUGAUGCUCGUCCCCCGGGACAUUCUACUCCAAAUCUGUCAGGGACUUAUCUCCGUGGACCAGGCUGGACACGUCAACCUUGCACACUCAUCCGUGAAGGAAUUCUUGACUUCGGAAUGGAUUCGUUCUUCCCGAGUCAAGCGCUUUGCGUUAGACGCUACAACCGCCGACGCAACAAUCAUGCGGAAGUGUCUGACAUAUCUCUGUCUCGACAACUUCAAACACGGGUACCACGAGUUUAAGAGACAAACCAAAGUCCGUUCAUUUUUAUACUACGCAGCCUACUUCUGGCCCAUCCACGGCACCCAUUGCGAAUUUGGACCACCGGAGCGAGCAUUGGUCAACCGGUUCUUCGCAACAAAGAGCCUCCCCCGUCGAGGAAACUUUGGCGUCUGGAUUGAAGCUUUGAUUCCUGGUGUGAAACCGUCAAUCAUUGAGACUACAGAGCCACUUUACUACGCAGCCUCGUUUGGCAUGGCCUCCGUCGUCAAGGCUAUAUUGGCGUCUGAUCCCUCUGUGGAUAUCAAUGCCCCCGGUGGCCGUACGGGAGCUACACCUUUGUUUGCUGCUUGUUGGCGCCGGAAUCAUGAGGUGGCGGAAUUUCUUCUGAAGGCUGGUGCUGAUCCAAGAAAGAUUGAUCCUGGUACUGGUAUUAGUGUGCUGGGGAUGGCUCGACUAGGUAAUUAUCUUGACAUUCGAGACCUACUAGUUCGUUGUAAUGUCGAUUUGAAGGCUUGA
Molecule: messenger RNA, 2277 nt
Organism: Penicillium subrubescens
Lineage: Eukaryota; Fungi; Ascomycota; Eurotiomycetes; Eurotiales; Aspergillaceae
Exons: 4
Coding region: 1-2277 (758 amino acids)
Molecular function (GO): ADP binding; protein binding
Source: RefSeq, a predicted model, not a curated record